Molecule: messenger RNA, 1544 nt
Organism: Fragaria vesca subsp. vesca
Lineage: Eukaryota; Viridiplantae; Streptophyta; Magnoliopsida; Rosales; Rosaceae
Product: lipase-like
Exons: 10
Coding region: 237-1307 (356 amino acids)
Biological process (GO): lipid metabolic process
Source: RefSeq, a predicted model, not a curated record
GACCAAAAUAAAAGAACACACUCCUUUGCUUUUCUUCUCAUUACGUCGCCUUACCGCCGCUUAGAGUCUCCAAAACGGUGCGUUUCAGGUCAGACCCCGUCGCGCGUAGUCGGAGCUCCGAAGCCGCCUGGCGAGUGGGUCGUCCUGGGUCCGUUUCGCUUCGCUAAUUAGCGGUGAAUUGUGCCCUAAAGCUUUGAUCUUUGCAAAAAAAAUUGAUUUGUGAAUUGGGGCAGAUCAUGGAGAGAAGGAGAUGGUUGGUAUUGCUGGCAGUACUGGCCUGUUUGGUUGUUUGCUCAGCUGGGAGAGAGCUGAGAUUCAAGCACAAGUUUCAUGGACAUAGCCCCGUCUAUAAUCAUACGCUUGCUACAAUAUUGGUUCGGUAUGCUUCAACGGUGUAUGUGUCAGAUUUGACAGAGCUGUUUUCUUGGACAUGCAAAAAUUGUAAUGGCUUGAUCAAGGAUUUUCAAAUGAUAGAGCUGAUUGUUGACAUCCAGCAUUGCCUACAGGCAUUUGUUGGAGUGGCAACAGAUCCUAAUGCUAUUAUAAUUGCCUUUAGAGGGACUCAGGAACACAGUAUACAGAAUUGGAUUGAAGACUUAUUUUGGAAACAACUUGAUAUAGAUUACCCCGGCAUGCCUGAUUCAAGGGUGCACCAUGGGUUUUAUAGCGCUUACCACAACACAACCAUACGUCCUGGAAUUCUAAAUGCUGUUGCAAGAGCUAAAGAGUUUUAUGGAGAUAUUGGCAUCAUAGUGACAGGGCAUUCAAUGGGAGGGGCGAUGGCUUCAUUUUGUGCUCUUGAUUUAAGGGUCAAUCAAAAGGAGAAGAAUGUUCAAGUUAUGACAUUUGGACAACCUCGUAUUGGUAAUGCAGUCUUUGCUACUUUCUAUAGCAAACUUGUGCCAGACACUAUACGGAUAACAAAUGGAAAUGAUGUUGUCCCUCAUUUGCCUCCAUACUAUACUUACUUCCCUCAGAAGACAUACCACCACUUCCCAAGAGAGGUAUGGCUUUAUAACAUUGGAAUGGGAAGUCUUGUUUAUAAGGUUGAGAAAAUCUGUGAUUCAUCUGGUGAGGACCCAACUUGCAGCAGGUCAGUGAAAGGGAAUAGUAUUUCAGACCAUUUAGUUUAUUUUGGUGUGGAUUUAAUGGCCAAGACAUGGAGGCCGUGCAAAAUUGUGAUGGGUCCUGGUUUACUGGAGCAUGGCAGAACAGAUCUGGAAGGAAAUUUUGUACUGUCCAGAGAUCUUUCAACUCCUGGUCUCAAAUUGAAAACACGGCCAGAUGCCAGAGGAAAGCCUCUAUAGGAUGUCAGCUGUGACAGAUUUGUCUUGAAAAGAAGCUGUCAUAUUUAUGCUUAGAGCCUUUUCGUUUUUAGAAAAGCCGUAGCAAUGAAGAUGGCCGGGGUUGCAAUGAUGUUGGUGUAUAUAUUAGUGUACGUGUCAGUCGUGUUUAUCUUCAUUCUUUGGAAUACGAAUGCCGCCUCUGAGGCUGUGUUUACUUGUGUAAAUAAUGAAUAAUCAGAUGCGUGUGAAUACCUUAAU